AUGCCUCCACGCGGCUUCACUAAUCCUGCUCCAAAGACCGAGUCAGCGCGGUCCGCCCUCAGCUCUUUCACAUGCACUCUGUGCAAUAAAUCCUAUUCACGACACCCAGAAUAUGAAGCGCACAUUGGAUCCUAUGAUCACCAGCACCGCAAGAGACUUCAGGACCUGAAGCAGCUAUCACGCGAUCCCAAUGCUGCAGAGAAGGCGCGACGCGCAGAGCGCAAAGCAGAUGCUCAGGCCGGGCUAAGAGUGAUUGAUGCGCCUGUAGCCAGUACCACUUCCAGUGGGUCUGGUGGAGGAGGAUUCAAGAAGGGCGGCUUCAAGAGCUCCUUCGCAGCUGUCAAGGGCGCGGCACCUGUAUUGAAGAAGAAUGUACUAGGGGACGAUGACGACGACGAGGCCCAAACAACUCAUAAGGAUCAAACGGGAUCGACGGGUUCCAAGUCAACGCAUGGACACGAUAUGGAUGCGGAAAGCGAUACCGACGAGGAAUAUGGCCGAGAUAACCAGGGCGGGGAAUACUAUGACCCUCGUCGACCUACUGGUUGCCUGGCUGAGUGUGCAGGGCGUCGGUGA
Messenger RNA from Penicillium longicatenatum, 576 nucleotides. RefSeq names its product putative C2H2 finger domain protein. The coding region runs from base 1 to 576 and encodes 191 amino acids. The record is from RefSeq and is a predicted model, not a curated record. Lineage: Eukaryota; Fungi; Ascomycota; Eurotiomycetes; Eurotiales; Aspergillaceae. The transcript is spliced from 3 exons.